UCAAGUUGUUCGUAACAUACAAACGCGCGCAAAUACUACGGUGGCUAGCUAUAGCACGAUCGAUCUUUGCACGCACUAAGACAGAAAACCCCGGCGGGCCGGCGACGUAAACGUCGUGAUGAGCCAACAAGAACAAGCUCCUUCGGCGGCAGCAAUGCCAGUGCAGGCGCCGCCGCCUCACGUCCUCCUGGUGGCGUACCCACUGCAGGGCCACGUGAACCCUCUCCUCCGCCUCGGCCGCCGCCUCGCGUCCAGGGGCCUCCUCGUCACCUUCACCACGUUCCUCUUCUUCCCCAACGCCGGCGCCCUCCGCUCCAUGCCCGCCCACGGCGCCUGCCUCCACGGCGUCCGCUUCCACUACCUCGACCUCGACGCCACCGGCGCCCUGGACUCCCUCGAGGACAUGCUGCGCCACGUCACGGGCGCAGGCCCCGCGGCGCUGUCCGGCCUCGUCCGGCGGUUUCAGCAGCCGCGGCCGGUGACGUGCGUGGUGAACACCACCUUCGUGCCGUGGGCGCUCGACGUCGCCGCGGACCUCGGCGUCCCGCGCCGCGCCACGCUCUGGACGCAGUCCUGCGCCGUCCUAUCGCUCUACCACCACUUCUACAACAACCACAACGACUCCAACUCCAAUGCCAGCAGCGUCUUCCCAACCGCCGCCGAGCCGGACGCGCAGGUGGCGCUGCCGGGGCUCCCGAAGAUGUCCAUGGACGAGCUGCCCCUCAUGGUCCGCCCCGAGCACGCCCACAACGCGUGGGGCGACGCGCUCAGGGCGCAGCUCACGGAGACCGGCAUACCGGGCGAGGCGCCGCCGGAUUCUUCUCCGUGGGUGCUCGUCAUCACCUUUUACGCCCUGGAGCGCCCCGCCAUCGACGCGCUCCGGACACGCACCGGCAUGCCCGUCACGCCCAUCGGCCCGCUCCUGGACCUCGAACCCGACGACGCCCACGACCACGCCGAAGCCGGCAUCACGGCAUGGCUGGACGCGCACCGGCCUUGCUCCGUGGUGUACGUGGCCUUCGGCAGCCUGGUCGACAUCGGCCGCGCCGAGAUGUCAGCCAUGGCAGAGGGGCUUGCCACCACCGGCAGGCCGUUCCUGUGGGUAGUCCGUGAGCGCGACGACCUCCAUGACCUUCUUCUUCCCUCGGACUCCAAUGGCUGCAAGAUCGUGCCGUGGUGCGCGCAGGGCCGCGUGCUGCGCCACGCUUCCGUGGGGUGCUUCGUGACGCACUGCGGGUGGAACUCGGCGUGCGAGGCAAUGGCGGCGGGGGUGCCGAUGGUGUGCUACCCGUGGUGGUCGGACCAGUUCACCAACGCCAGGUUCGUCGCCGAGGAGUUCCGGGUCGGCGUCCGGCUGCAAGCGCCCGUCACGGCCCACGGGCUGGCCGCGUGCGUCGAGGCGGUGAUGGGCCGUGGGCCGGAUGCCGCGGCGAUUAGGGACAGGGCGGCGGCGUGGAAGGAGGAGGCCGCGGCGGCUGUGGCCCAUGGAGGGUCGUCGGACCAGAGCCUCAGGGCUUUUGUUGACUUCUUGCGAUCGCCCGUUGGGUGAUCUCGUUGCGAAGGCGGAUGAACCAACGCUGGGAUCGGCCAGUUCGUUGGUUUGCUACGCCUGGUUGCAUAAAACUUGAGAAAUUACUACUACUCAGUACUAGGCAUGGAUUGCAAGAAACUAGAGAUUGGACGACGACUCUAUGCUACUCUCUCAGUCUCUCUCCGUGUUAAUAUUUGCAAAAUGCUUAGCUUCUCCUUAUUUUCUUCACAAA
This is a messenger RNA of Brachypodium distachyon (stiff brome), 1763 nucleotides long. Its product is annotated as UDP-glycosyltransferase 84A2. Lineage: Eukaryota; Viridiplantae; Streptophyta; Magnoliopsida; Poales; Poaceae. The transcript has a single exon. The record is from RefSeq and is a predicted model, not a curated record. Gene Ontology annotation, molecular function: UDP-glycosyltransferase activity. Bases 119 to 1549 code for a protein of 476 amino acids.